GCCGCUCGUCCGUCACUUCUCUCGCGCGCCGCACACGUUGUCCGCUCCGCUCUCCGCUGUCAUUCGUUUUCCUGCUUUCGUGCGCAGUGCAUCGCAGCUCGCAAUUCCUGCCACCGAGAGACAAUUUAUCAGAACGUGAUUAUCCUUUAGUUUUCCUUUUUUCGGCCGCUCUUAUUUUCGAAAUGGACCAAAUCUGUCCUCUCGACCCACGUGAAGCCGCCGUCGACCAACUGUUAUGCGAAUUAUCCGCCAAUUAAGUGCGAAAUGGCUGAGCUGUGGCGAUUGAUGUCAUCGCUGCUGCUGCUCUUGUGGACGUUCUUCACGUGCCACGGGAUCAUCAUCGAAAGGGCCAUCAGUGAAUCCUGCAUUCUUCACUUCCAGCAGAACGAAAGUGGAGUUACUACCGAUGCUGAAUGUGGAGACCUGUGCUAUGAUAAUGAGAUAAAACGAGGCUGCUCUGCGUGGACGCAAGCCAAAAGAUCAGGCUGCCGGCCGGCGUGUCACGGCAUUCAAGACCUUUCGCCACCUCGAGAACUCUUCUGCGUCAUGAGUUGCAAUUACGCUUUGAACCAGUACGUGCAGCAUCUCAAAGAUGAACUAGGCUACCCAUCGACGCCUGCUUUGGUCGCCGACUCGCUCGAUUCCACGUCCCUUAGCCUUGAGUGGAAUGGGGUCGGUGAGGCGGACACUCUGUACGGCAUUCAGUGGAAGUACGAAGAAGUUCCUUCCUCACGCUGGACUUACUGCUGCAACCAAACAAUGCUUCCUGGGACGACACGUAAAAUCGACAACCUCGUUCCUUACACUAAGUACCGAUUCCGCGUCGCAGCUUUGGUGUCAAACCAUUCAGUGUCGCCACAAAUGGUGCAGUUCUCGGAUCCAAGCGUGGUGAUCGGCACAAAGGCUGAGGGCCUACCUGCGUCAGCGCCGCAAAUGGUCAGGGCAGUUGCAGUGGAUGCGACUCAUGUGUCUGUCACUUGGUUGCCCGGUGCUUUUUCGAGGGGUCCUGUGUUGUCUUAUGUGUUGUAUUUAAAUGAACUUCCCUCAUUAACAUCAAGUAACCAAAAUGCCUACUCAGCGGUCAAGGACAUACCAGUAGUCAGCGCCGAGGAGCCUAAGUACUACUUAUGGCAAAAAGUCCCUCCUGGUCGAGACUACUCAAUCAGUGUUGCUGCAAGAAACUGGGAAGGAGAAGGUCCAGCCUCCUUGUCUUAUGUUUCAACUCCUGAAGAACCAGAAGUCUUCUCAGAUGAAAAUGCACAAGUCCUGUUGUGUACAGAAGACAUAAUUUACAGACUAGAGUUGGAUAUUGUCGGAGAUAUAACUGAAGUUUACCGCUCUAAUUCCGAGCUUCUUGGCUGUGCCGUUCAUUUGCGCUACAAAUACAUAUUCUUCUCUGACACGAGUGGCUCCGUAUUUCGGAUCCCCAUGAAUUUUAGUGCAAAUCCAGAACUUGUGAUCGACAAGUCCGUCUUGGGAUUUGAACCACUGUCCCUAAGUGUAGACUGGCUGAAUGAUGCUCUCUACAUUGUUGGCGAAGCAGCAGAUCAUUCAAAAUGGUCCAUUUCCAAGUGCUUGCUAGAUGGCCAAGGCUCGACAGUAACUUAUGCCGGUCUCAACUCCAAACCUAGGCAGCUGCAAGUGGACCCCUACAAUGGCUAUAUCUUUUGGAUCAAAAGCAAUGCUCAAAAUGAAGAUAGUUUGUACCGCCUUGAUCUGGCAGAACCUAGUAACGGCGUAAAACAUGGAACCAAGCCAGAGGUUAUCAUAGAGAACACAAUGAUUGGAGCCUACACUAUAGAUCACACUGGUCUGCGGCUCUUUGUUGCUGACGAAAAGCAAAACACGAUUUUUUCUGUUUCACUUGAUGGGAAUGAGAAAUCCAAUAUUAGGCAGAAGACUCAAGAGGCUGAAUUCAAGAAGGUCAUAUCUUUGGUUGCCGUCAAUGGACUUUUCUUCUGGACUGAUGGAGCAUCCAUCAAAGGCGAAGAACACAACCCAGUGGACAAACGUUACUUCCAUCACAUAUUUCCACACGUCACUCAAACGAGCCAGUUUUGCAUGCUGAGUCUCUCUCAGUCUUCGCAGCAAACCCCAGUGCCAGUCAAUCCUCCAAACUCGUUGCAAGCCAUCUUUGGUCAUACCACUGCAAAGCUGGCUUGGCAAGCGCCUCAUUUGGUUGCUGGUCAAGGCAAAGGCGCUUGGCAAGAUUGGUCGUACGAGGUGCAGGUCACAAACGAAACUGAUGGGUCGAGCAGCACAAUUCGCAACAUCACCUCCUCUUCUUUAACACUGGCACCAAUUCAGCCCUUCACACACUACACUUUCCGAGUUGGCGCUUACACGUCUGCUGGCAGAGGCCCCUGGUCAAGCAAGUUCCAUGGAAGGUCCUUCAAAGCCCCACAACCUGGCCAAAAAGAGGUCUCAAUUGUCUGGGGAACUGAGGAGGGUCUCGUGCAGACGGACACGACUGGCGACAAUUUGGAAACAUUGGUGCAUACUGAUUUGCUCAGGGACUUGAACACCGCCUUGUUUGUGACCACAGUUGCUUGGUUCAAGGACAUGCUUUACUUUUCUACAAAUUCCUCUAAGACUAUGUGGUUCAACACAACGACCAAGGAGCACGGCCUUGUUGCGGGAGUUGAUUCCGCAGGGAGUAUCGCCAUCGACUGGCUGGGAAAGAGGUUGUAUUGGUCGAACCCCAAGCAAUCAUUGAUUAAGAGAUGUGGCCUAAACGGAGAAGAUCCAGAGCCACUUCCAAUCUUUGAAGUGGCCAAAGAAAUCCAUGUUGACUCGCUGAAUGCUUACAUUUAUUGGUCUACAAGCUAUUCUGUCUCGAGCACAAGGUUGAAUGGCGGAAACAAGACCGUCUAUUACCCUGCUACUCUAUUCAGUGGAAAGCAAGUCAUGGGAAUAUCACUCGACAUUGAGCGUAGUGUGAUAUUUUGGAUCGUCAGAAGCAACGAUGGCUCUUUGCUGUAUCGAGCACCCAUGUCUCUGAAUGAUCAACAAAUUAUUAGCCCGAGUGUCAUUGAGCCUGAAAAAGUCAUCAGUAUUGCUAACCCUAUAGUACAAGGUCCACUUUGUUACUUCAGCGAUCAUCUGCUUUGGCUUCAGGAUAGCAAUGUGGCUGUCAUCUCAGAUACCAAUGGUGAGGGAGCAGCCAUAAUUUCUGAUACUCGACUGUCUGGACUCUACGUGGUUGCUAUCAUUGACCGUAGCACUCAGCAACAUCCAUCAAAUGAGACAAACAUUGAAGUCAUUCCAUCGGCCGUAUCACAGUCGUCGAUCAGAUUUGAGGGGACGUCUCAUAACGUCAGUUUGGUUUGGGAGCCCGUUAGCAAUAUUAAUUAUGGAAAAGUGUUCUACGACGUUAAAAUUAUCAAUAAUUACACCAAAAAGGAUUAUUUUUUUGACACAUCGUCAUCCUUUGUGAACCUAGGUUUAAUCACUCCGUCCUACUCUCCCAUGAAAGUCAUUAUCAGAGCCUACACGUACUGGGGUUCUGCACCAAGAGAAGCACCUCUCAUUUUGCGUUCACCAGUAGCAACUCCCACGGCUCCGAUGGACCUAAGGGCCUUUGUUUCAUACAGCAAAACAUCGCCCGUCAGCACCAUUACAUCAGUGGUAGUCACUGUCAGAUGGAAAAUACCUCUGGAGCCAAAUGGUGUUAUCGGAAGCUACCGUCUCAGAAUUUGCAACGAGCUCGACACAACCAACUAUGAUGAUGCUGAUGAUGAGGAUUGUAAAAACAUUACUUUGAAAAGCGAUGGGCUCGAGUACACUUUAAAUCAUCUUCUGACAGACAGUCAAUACAAUCUACAAAUAUGGGCUCGCACAGAGGCAGGAGAAGGAAAUGGCAGUGAUAUUGUAUGGUUGGACACAAGCAUUGAGAAGCCUGUACCGCAGCUGCUGUUGGUGAAGAAGGAUGAAAUUGCUGUGCUUGACAUGGACUUGUCAGAAAUGAGCCAUACAAUUCCACUGAGAGACUCAGUUUCUGCCGUAACAUACCUGGCCUCCGAAGGUGUGGUAUUCUGGUUGAGCAAGGAGGGCCGAGAAAUUAGCAGCUGCACAUUGAAUUGCACCAUUUCAACCAAGAUCUAUCAACUUUUAAACCCUGGAUCAAAUCUUGUGGUCGACUGGAUAGCUCGAAAACUUUACUGGUCAGAGCAACUCAUCACGGAAAAUCACAUUUGGGCUCUCAAUCUGCAGAGCAUGAAAGCGGCCAAACUCUUAGUCCGCCCUGGAGCUAUAUCUGGUUUGCAAGUUUCACCUCUUUCAAACAAAAUCUUCUGGGUUGAAGACAAUGGGAAGAAUGUAGACAUCAUGCAGAGCAGCUUGAGUGACCUGCUGCCCACUUCAUUUUUGCUAAAUGAUAGUUCCUGCAGUUGUCCAAAAACCUAUCUCCCUGGUCGGCCCUUGGCUAUGGAUUCGUCAAGUGACAAAAUCAUUUGGACAGACGAGUUGAUUGGCGAUAUAUGGUCUGCAGACUUAGAUGGAUGCAACUGCAAAAUCGUCGCUAGCCAGAAUCUGACACGAGGCCUCAUUGUGAGCUCGUUGGCCUCAGACAUGAACUAUGCUUAUUGGCUUAUUGCCAGAGAUGGCUCCGUUUUCUCAUCUCUCAAAAAUUCAUUCGGAGAAUACUCGGAAGAUAAUUAUGCACCAGUGCCUUUAAAUGAGAAAGUAAACCUUUUGCUCGCAAUUGGAUCUCACUUGCAACCUUACCCAGAUCCAGAAUGCCUGAAGUUAACACCUGAAAUGGCACCGUUGGUGACCCCGAAACAGCUCCUGGUCUCUGCUGACUCGUUAACUCUUUCCAUGCCAUCACUUGAAAUAAGCGCGGACGAAAAUUGUGGCAAAUCAUCUCAGCCCACGCCUCAUUACCAUGUCUACUAUUACCACACAUCGUGCAUGGAUGAUGAGCCCGCUUCUUGUGACGUUGAGUCUUUAGACGAGUGCAAAUACAUGGGGACCUUUGAGCCCAAACUGACGAUUAACAAUUUAGAGCCCUUUUCCUGUUACGGUGUUUUCCUUGCUGUUAGAAACUUUUACACAGAAACUCUACAAGAGCCACCAAUUUUUGGAAGUCCUCAAAUUUUCAAAACUAGAGAAGGAGCUCCUAGUGAAGCACGAGAUGUGCAACUGAAGCUCCUUAGCCCAUGGUCAAUCGGCGUUUCGUGGCUCCCUCCAUUGGAAAUCAGAAGCUUGUCUGUCAAGUAUGAUCUUCUGUGGAGCACUGAUGGCAUGGGCUUCAGCCCCAGACAAUUUGGAGAAGUGCCGGUUGACAACUCAAAACAAUAUGGUGCUCGGAUUACGGCUGCAGUUGACAAACUAGCGCCAAAUCAACUGUAUCUAAUCAAGGUGAGAACUUACUCAAAAAGUGACCGGAUGCUGCAAAGUGAGAGUCUGCCGUUGGAAGUGAAAACGCUGCCAGAACCAAAAGACAUAGAACUUGUAAAAGCUGGAGCCAAUGUUUUGCAUGUCAGCUGGAGCAAUGCCUUGCCGGAAUCAGUGGCAAGGUUCAUGAACAUAAGAUAUGCUAUGCAGUUUGCCAAACUCGGGGGCAAUAUUUGGGAAACAAUCAACGAGUCUGACCCUGGCUUAUUCACUGCUAAGCACCUUGUACCCAAAACCAGCUACCAAUUCCGAGUUCAGCUAUGGUACAGUGAAAAUGGAUCUCCAGUCACUUGGCCUCAGGACAGUAGAUUUUCAUAUGAAACACUUGUCGAUCGUCCAAGUGCUCCUGGUACACCUUAUGUUCAGAUCUUGACGUUAAGUGAACAGCAAGUCCUGUGGGAGCCAUCCAAGAGCAAUGGUGCAGACAUAGAGAUGUACAUACUUGAGGGAAAAGCGGUGGAAAAUCAAAUACCGAGCACCUCCGCUAGCAAAAUGCAAAAUGAAGAAUGGACCUUAUUGUAUAACAGCACUGAAAAUCACUGGUUGGUGAGAGGUCUCAUGCCAAGCACCAAGUACAUCUUUAGGGUGCAAGCGUACAAUGCUUUUGGCUACAGCAACUGGAGCCACUCGAGCAACAUGUUUGACACUGCAGAAAGUGCAAGGCUCAGUGAGGGAAAUGCAAGCCAAUAUACUGGAUUUUUCUCGUUAGGCAUACCUAUUUUUACCUUAUGCCUAUGCACAAUUUUGGUCGUUUCAAUAUUCAUAUGUGUGUGCCCCAAGAAGGGAAACAAAAGUUUACCAGAUCCCAUGGUGCCUAUCAGUAGGCUCAACCCUGACGUUGAACUCGCAACUCUCCGAGAAACCCCCCGAGGAAGCAGUGGACUUCCAGUAAUGCAGCACACAAACACUAUGUACAUGUCGUCUUACACUCUGAGUGAAUCUGCUGGUGACUCGACUGAAGAAAAUUUACUGUCGUCAGGAGACCUUGAAAUUGCAGCAUUACAACACAUUAGAAGGGACCAAAUAAAACUGACCUGUUUCUUGGGUAGUGGUGCCUUUGGUGAAGUCUACGAAGGGGAAGCUAAAGAGUUACCUGGGGGUCAAGAAAAAGUUGCUGUCAAGACCUUAAAAAAAGGAGCCACUGAACAUGAGAAAAAAGAGUUCCUCAAGGAAGCUCAACUUAUGAGUAACUUCCGCCACGAGCAUAUUCUUCAAAUGCUUGGAGUGUGCCUCGACAAAGAGUCCAAUUUCAUUGUGAUGGAGCUGAUGGAAGGAGGGGACCUGCUCAAUUUCCUUAGAACCAGUAGACCUUUAACGAGAUCCGGGGAAAUGACCCUGAUUGACCUUGUGUCAAUGGCAGUCGACGUCGCAAGAGGGUGUCGAUACCUCGAAGAGUUGCGCUAUGUGCACAGAGACUUGGCUUGCCGAAACUGCUUGGUCUCGUUUUCCGGCUCAAACCGGGUUGUGAAAAUUGGCGAUUUUGGUCUUGCCAGGGAUGUGUACAAAAAUGACUAUUAUCGCAAAGAGAGCGAAGGCCUCCUGCCAGUGCGGUGGAUGUCGCCAGAGAGUCUCUUGGACCGCGUCUUUACCACCCAGAGUGACGUCUGGGCGUUCGGAGUCAUAAUGUGGGAAAUCCUAACUAUGGGCCAACAACCCUACCCAGCCAGAACAAACCAAGAAGUUUUCAACUACGUCAGCGAGGGUGGCCGACUGAACCGACCUAUUAACUGCCCUGAUGAAAUGAACUCGAUGAUGGUGAGAUGCUGGCACACCAAUCCCAAAUCAAGACCAACCUUUAAGAAUUGCUUAGACAUCCUUGAGGAGCUGAAGGUCAAAGUAGAAGAAAAUCCAGCUCUUUUGAUAAUGAGCGACACAUUUGGUGACCCUUCAGUGGAUGGUCAAAGUAACCUGCAUCACCCAUCAGUGGUGUACCUCCCUCCUGAAUCAAGGUCUUCCUCAGCAGCAAGCACCGAUACCAAUAAAUACUUGCGGGUCGUCACUCCAGCCCACUCAACUGAAUUUGACCCAACCAAAGACUCAGACGGAUACGUCACUCCAUGCAUGUUACCUGCAGGUUUGCAGUCAAUAAUCAACAAACCUCUGGUAGCUGAGGAGCGGCCCCCAGAAGAGCAUGUUGUCAAAAUAAACUGUUCAGUGCUCAACGAUUAAUUACGAGAAAGCUGUGUUGCCUCCGCAGCUCAACCAAAGUGGUGAACUUUGAGCUCGAGGUUCUUUGUCGCCUUAAAAUUGUAACUCAAGUGUGUCAAGGAAUAUGAAGUGCCAGUGAACAAAUUUUGAACAUGAGAAAAACUAAUUGUCUUUUCUCAUCAUAAUGCUGCAUUUUAAUGCACAUACUACUCAAUGUUGCAUUACCUUUGAUUUAGAUAAAUAUAUGUGACUGAUACCAUUUUUUGUUUGUAGGUAAUAUACCUUUAAUGUUGAAGCCCAAUAUAAACUGAUGUUUUCU
Neocloeon triangulifer is the source of this 7864-nucleotide messenger RNA. It is a transcript of the gene sev, whose product is annotated as proto-oncogene tyrosine-protein kinase ROS. NCBI's taxonomy places the organism in Eukaryota, Metazoa, Arthropoda, Insecta, Ephemeroptera, Baetidae. Gene Ontology annotation, cellular component: membrane; signaling receptor complex. The record is from RefSeq and is a predicted model, not a curated record. Gene Ontology annotation, molecular function: protein binding; ATP binding; transmembrane receptor protein tyrosine kinase activity. The transcript is spliced from 33 exons. Gene Ontology annotation, biological process: protein phosphorylation; multicellular organism development; regulation of TOR signaling. The coding region runs from base 265 to 7566 and encodes 2433 amino acids.